This is a messenger RNA of Alternaria conjuncta, 2967 nucleotides long. RefSeq lists its product as uncharacterized. Gene Ontology annotation, molecular function: oxidoreductase activity, acting on paired donors, with incorporation or reduction of molecular oxygen; heme binding; iron ion binding. Bases 1 to 2967 code for a protein of 988 amino acids. Lineage: Eukaryota; Fungi; Ascomycota; Dothideomycetes; Pleosporales; Pleosporaceae. The record is from RefSeq and is a predicted model, not a curated record. The transcript has 2 exons.
AUGUUCUCCGCCGCCUCUUCGGUGCUAUCUCUGUUACUAGCAUACUUUGUCUACAUAACGACUUACAGAAUUUUCUUCCACCCGUUACGCAACGUUCCCGGUCCUUUCUUUGCACCAUUCAGCAAGCUAUGGCUUGCAUGGCACGUUCGAAAAGGACAAUCACAUGUCCACUUCCCCAAGCUACACGCGCAUUAUGGACCGAUUGUGCGCAUAGCACCCGACCAAGUCCUAGUGUGUGACGAAAACGCCAUCAAAACCGUCUAUGGAGCAGCGACGUCGUUCACGAAAGGAGAUUGGUACCGCAUAGCUGGCGCACCUGACAAAAGCCGGAAACCCGCCGAGGAGGUUCUCGAUAUGCUGACAGAAACCAACAUGGAGAAGUAUCGCAGGCAAAGAAGAGCUAUCGGGCCGGCCUAUAGCAUUGCGGGGUUAGAAAAGCAUGAGGGAUUACUUGAUGCCUACAUCGAUCAGUUCGCUGGCAGGCUGAAAGAGUCUGGAGGGAGAGAGGUAGAUCUUGCGGAAUGGACGCAUAUAUUCGCCUUGGAGUCUAUGAGCCAGUUCACUCUUGGCAAGAGACCAGGAUACACAGAGAAAGGCAGUGACGAAGGGAAUGCAGAUGCCAGUGAUGCGUUAUGGCAGUGCUUCACCGUUAUUGGUAUCUUCCCAGGCUUCGUAAAGCUGAUGCAUGCGAUACCGAAAGUCGGCAUGUUGCUCGUUCUACCCGCGUCCCUACUGCUAGGUGUUCGACUACCGAAGGUUUGGCCCGUCUUCAGCUUCUCUGCUCCAACCAUAAUGCAGAGAUUGAAAGCACUGGAGAGUACGAGGGACGUCAAGUUUCCCGGGGACCGACCAGGUCUCUUCCACGACCAAGGGACAGAUGUUAAGCCACUGGAGCAACAGGGAGAUGGCAUUGAAGAAACGGACAUGUUGGCUACUUUGAUGCGUCUACAUCAUGACAAAGAGGCACGUUUCCCUCCUUCAUGGGUUCUCUCGAUAGCUCUUACCAACUUCGGUGCCGGACACGACACACUCAUGUUUACACUCUCCUCGGUCAUCUACCAUACGUACAAGUCGCCAGCCAUUCUCGCCCGCCUACGCAAGGUUAUGGAAAGUCAGGGCAUCUCAAAGGAUACCAAAUAUUCCGAAAUGAUCAAGAAGGUACCAUUGUUCCUCGCCAUUAUGAAAGAAAGCAUGAGGAUCUGGCCUACGCUCGGAUGGUACAUCCCUCGCCUCGUGCCCGCUUCCGGGGCUACACUAUGCGAUACCUACCUUCCGCCUGCAAUCCGACGAUCAGAUGAGAUUAGCGACUUUCCUGACAUCAUAGUCACAUCGCACGAUGAGCUCAACACGCCGGGAAGACCACGCAUAGACCUCGAACAUUUGUUCCACGAAACUAGCCCGGGGACAGGAAUAUCUGCGAGGGAGGUUCUCAAUGAUUGGGAAGAGAGAUACAGAGUCAAACCGAUCUCUCAGGUCGAUUUCUUUCGCCCGAAAGAAUUAGACUCAACCUGUGGCGCCUCUGCAAGCGAAGAAGAUGAAAAACUGGAACGUGACGUCGAUGAUGAUCUUCUGGCGGACCACACGGUGCCCCAAAUCGUUGUUCAUCAACCAGACGAAUCGGACGCGUCUGCAGGAUUCAUCGAGAAACCAUCGUUGAAGAAAGCACUUCCAUUAGGACAAGACGCACAAUCUGCGCCAGUGAAUAGUCUCGAAAACACACUGAGGCCCGCUAUCCGCCUACGGCGACAUAGUUUUAGCAAUAUCUCCGUGCAGGAACUGAACAGAGAGCCAAACUUGAACGCUUUCGCAAAGCCAAAGAUCCUACCAACAUCACAGCCGUGGAGUCGCAUCGAUGUGGACCCGAAAGGUGGAUGGAAGACGCGUUCACGAUGUUCGCCUUGGCCGGAGACCGGGCACCUCGUCGAUAUUGUGAUAGUCUACUUAUACAACUCCGGCUUGUGCGAUACGUCUACGGACCCCGACCUUGACCUAGACGCUUUCCGACGUCAAGCCCAACCUCACAUGGAAAGCCCUAGUAACGCCCCAACGCAGCAGAUCCGCCGUGCAAGGACAGAUAUUGGAAGAACGCAUCAUCAAGUUUUGCCGACCAUUUUCACGAACACCCAAAACCGCAUCACCUUUGAGAAAGUCAAGCCUCGACCCGUCAGCUGGAUACAGGACGAGAACAUGCUGCGGAAACGGGUACCUGGCAGCCGGGUUAUCACUGUCGGCUUUGACUUGUCUUCGAUGCUCUCUACCGUACCUGAUCUCGAGGCUGCAGCACAGUCACUCCAUGAGCGUCUGUGUCAACUGCGAGAAGACCGUCAAGCACCAAUUGUGUUUCUUGGUCACUCAUUUGGCUGUUUGAUCAUACUGCAUGCGCUCGCAUCACUUUCAUCUGGCCAUGCCUUAGCCUCGAAUGUCUUACCCCACACCGCGGGGGUGUUUCUCUUCUCUUCUCCACUUUCUAAUCCUGAAACAUGUGCGCGGUCGUUUACUAAGAUCCAUGGAGUGAAACCCAGUGGGAAGGUUCUCAAUGACCUCCUUGGCAGUGCCUCUAUGAGACAGAUGCGCGAGAAGGCUAAAACUAGCUUAGUAUCUUCACGACAAGGGCAACAAGAUGCGUCUAGAGCUCUACCACGUGGGAACCAGGGUCCGUCAAGCCUCAAGAGUAUUGCGAUCGGGUUUCCAAUAACACAGAUUCACGCCCGAGGAGAUGAUCAAGGGACUGGCUCAAUCAGCGAACUCUUGGGCAUUCCGACCCGUACCUUGAUGUUCUCCCGGGAUGCUGCACACGUGCUCAAAUUCGCCGCUUCUGACGACGUGGACUUCAUGCGUUUGACAAUGCUAAUGAAGGCCAAUGUCCAAUUGUUUGGUCUUCUGCGAGCGUCCAUCGAUAACAAUUCAAGGGAGGUAGACGCCCUACUAAAAGAGGGUGUCAACCCCAAUCUACGUGACAGGCUGUAA